UGAAUAGAACACUUUUCAUUUCAUUCGAGUUAUGUAAAUGAACACUAUGGUGAAUAAGGGACUCUUUAUUUUUGUCGCUUUCGCCGCAUUCACAUUUGCCAGCGAGAUUGAAGAUGCUGAACAGAAAAAAAGGGGAGCUGGAAAAGCCAACGUAUUGAAUGCAAUCCCAACAGGGACUCAAAAGACUGAUUAUAAUUACAAUAUUUAUCCAAGCGGCCAGAAUCCAAGUCAAACUUAUCAAAGCCAAGUACCAAAUUCUUUUUAUCCUAGUCAAAGUGCAAGCCAGUACUAUUCAUCUUCAAAUGCUCCUGAAUCAUCUAUCUCGAGUGCUCAGCACUCACAGUUAUCACCCCAAACAACUCCUUCACAAUUUGUACCUAUUAACUUCGUACCCAACCCCGGUUAUCAAUCUAAAUACCAACUGCUUCCUCAAAAGUCAAAUGGUAAUGUGCAGUUAGCCAUUGUACAACAGCCCAUUUCACCAGCACCAAUGAUACAGUACCCUCAUUCUUUCUUUGCGUCAAAUCCUGCAACUCACAUCGGUCAAAACACUUUAUUUGGGUCUAUUGGUCAAAGCCAUUUUAGUUUUGCUCCAAGUUACCAACCACUACAGUUUAGCAGCCACUUUUUGAGUCAACCUUCUGGAGUGGUGGUUUUGCCACAGCCUCACCCAACUUUAUAUAAUAACUUAGUGUAUCCUAACCCCACUCAGAGCUUUUACAACUAUUAUCCUUCAUCCUCUCAAGCUAAAUAUAGUUAUGCCUCUGGUGCGUCACCAUCAAAUGAAUACGAAAAGCUGCAAUCUUCAAUUCCACAAAGUGUUCCAAAGGAAGAUAAUGGUAUUAAUGUGCAGAGUACUGACUAUGUAACGUCAUCGGAUUCGAAUUCAGGAUAUAAGAGUGCGUAUAAUAGUCGCACUUCUUAUGCGAAAAUUUAA
This is a messenger RNA of Nymphalis io (European peacock), 937 nucleotides long. RefSeq lists its product as uncharacterized. The coding region runs from base 38 to 937 and encodes 299 amino acids. Lineage: Eukaryota; Metazoa; Arthropoda; Insecta; Lepidoptera; Nymphalidae. The record is from RefSeq and is a predicted model, not a curated record. The transcript has 2 exons.